Lasiodiplodia theobromae is the source of this 1278-nucleotide messenger RNA. RefSeq names its product putative hrq family protein 4. Lineage: Eukaryota; Fungi; Ascomycota; Dothideomycetes; Botryosphaeriales; Botryosphaeriaceae. The record is from RefSeq and is a predicted model, not a curated record. The coding region runs from base 1 to 1278 and encodes 425 amino acids. The transcript is spliced from 3 exons.
AUGCUAGCCGACACCGCACCCAGCCUCCGCAACCUCUUUCCCAACGCCCUCUCUCUCCUCUCGCUCUCCAUCCUGCUCCCGCUCUUCCUCCAUCUCCUCUGGCGCCUACUACUCAACCCCCAAAACCCCAAACCCUCCACUCAAGCCCACCCCGAAGGAAAGCCCACAGCCCGGAAAAAGAGCCAGUCUUCCUUCUACGGCACCCCCACCACCACUCCCCUCAACUUCACCAACGUCGCGCCCUUCCCCACCUCCCCAUCUUCAUCUUCCUCCUCCCCACAUGUCUCCACCGAACCCGACCGCUGGUACCGCGACCGCACCCUCAUCUCGGCGCCCGACCGCGUCUACACGCCGACCAUGGCGCUGCGCACCUGCCCCUUCGACGACUGGCUGCGCGUCGACACGAACUACCCGGCGCGCAUGACGCACAAGCGCAACGUCCUCGACGCUUACGGCUGGAAGCAGGUCGGCGGCGCCAUGGCGUGCAGGCCCGAGGCCGAGGCGGCGGUGCGGGAGUUGCUCGGGUAUUUGGGGGAGUAUUUGCCGAGGCGGUUUCCGGGGGUGUGGGUGAGGGAGGGAGGUAGGUGGUUGAGGAGCUUGGUGACGGGGGAGAGGUUUGAGUUGGUGGAGCCGUGGGGUGGGCUGCACCCGUUGGAGGUAGUGGCGCGGGUGACGGAGGAGGAUUUGGCGGUUUUGGUGCCGGGGAAGGGCGAAGAUGGAGAAGAGGAGGCGGAGGCAGAGUAUGUGCUCAAGGCGGCGGUGAGCGCGUUUCCGGCGGGGUUUGAUAUUCAAGAGAAGAUGGAUCAGCCGCUCACGGCGAUCCACGAGCCGGUUCCGACGUAUAAGGAGAAGUUGAAAAGGGCAAUGAAUAAGUUCUUCAAGAAUGUGACUGCGGAUCGGCUCUUGAUGCGUGUCAAUUGGGGUAUCAAUGACCGGGAAGAACUGUUCUUUCUUGAUGGCACGCAUCUCUACGAGGGCGAUGAGGCGGUAGCGGAUGAAAAGAUCGAUAUAAACCAAGUCCAACUGCGUAUCGAGCGGCAGGUGCUGCGCCGCUUGCCUAGAUCUGGGGCUAUAUGCAUGUUGACUAAGACUUACCUCUACCGUCUGGUCGAAAUUGCUGAAGAGCCAGGCUUUGCAGCAAGGCUGGGUGGCAUGUUGCAUAAGUUACCCGAGAAGCUCGCGUUCUACAAGCGCAAACCUGUAUGGGGCAAGGCUGUGUUGGCGUAUUUGGAUGAAAUGGCGGCAAAGCAUCCCGCAUUACCUACCGAUGAUGAAUAA